This is a messenger RNA of Zingiber officinale, 1448 nucleotides long. RefSeq names its product UDP-galactose/UDP-glucose transporter 4-like. Gene Ontology annotation, cellular component: Golgi membrane; endoplasmic reticulum membrane. Bases 205 to 1239 code for a protein of 344 amino acids. The record is from RefSeq and is a predicted model, not a curated record. Gene Ontology annotation, biological process: transmembrane transport. NCBI's taxonomy places the organism in Eukaryota, Viridiplantae, Streptophyta, Magnoliopsida, Zingiberales, Zingiberaceae. Gene Ontology annotation, molecular function: transmembrane transporter activity. The transcript has 7 exons.
UAAAUGCAUUGAACAGGACAGAGAGGAGAGGCGAGGAGAGAAGAAGAACGCCAUUCGGAUUGGAUCGCCGGUUCUUUACGGUGGAAAAAGCGGCGCGAUUCUUCUCUUCCUUCGUGUUUUCGAUCUUAUUUUGGUGUUCUUGAAGGCGGGAAGCGCUGUGUUGCUGCCAUUUGCUACUCUGUUCUCCAAGUCUUCGGAAGAGAGAUGAAGGGAGAAGAGCAAACUAGGUCUUUGUUUGGGAUCUCAUUGACCGGGAGGCCGAAGUGGCAGCAGUUCCUUCUGUGUUCCUCUGGUUUCUUCUUCGGGUACCUUGUUAAUGGCGUUUGUGAGGAAUAUGUUUACAAUCGAUUGCAAUUCAGCUACGGUUGGUACUUCACGUUUGUGCAAGGAUUUGUGUAUCUUGCCCUAAUUCACCUGCAAGGCUUCACCACGACUCAGAUGGCGAAUCCAUGGAAGACUUAUGUUAAGUUGUCCACUGUUCUUAUGGGCUCGCAUGGAUUAACCAAAGGGUCCCUGGCCUUCUUGAAUUACCCAGCACAGCUGAUGUUUAAAUCUACCAAGGUGUUGCCGGUUAUGGUAAUGGGCGCCUUCAUUCCAGGUCUUAGACGCAAAUAUCCAGCGCAAGAAUACAUCUCAGCAGUGCUUCUUGUUGCAGGCCUCAUCCUCUUCACCUUGGCUGAUGCCCAGACGUCUCCCAACUUUAGUGUGAUAGGAGUGGUGAUGGUCAGCAGUGCCCUUGUGAUGGACUCAUUUGUGGGCAACUUGCAGGAGGCUAUAUUUACCAUGAAUCCAGAAACCACUCAGAUGGAGAUGCUCUUCUGCUCAACUGUGGUGGGACUCCCAUUACUGAUUCCACCGAUGCUUUUAACUGGGGAACUCUUCAAGGCCUGGAACUCUUGCAAUAAGCAUCUGUAUGUUUAUGCGGUGUUAGUCUUCGAAGCCAUGGCAACUUUCAUUGGUCAAGUAUCGGUGUUAUCACUCGUCGCGAUAUUUGGUGCUGCAACAACUGCCUUGGUGACUACAGCAAGAAAGGCCGUCACACUUCUGCUGUCUUACAUAAUAUUCACAAAACCUUUGACAGAGCAGCAUGCUACUGGACUUCUGUUGAUCUCCAUGGGAAUCAUUUUGAAGCUGAUUCCCCAAUGCAAAGAUCCGGUUUCGUCGAAACAGAAACAGAAGCAGCAGCAGUACCCGCUGGAGGAUUCCGAGAAAGAUGCCGAAGUGAGUUCACUAGUAUGAACUGUGAAGGUAGGCACAAAAUGUUGCUUAUAUGCACUUAUAGUGUCGACCCCCAUAUGAAGAUUUCACUAGUUUGAAGCAUUGCAUAAGAUGUUUCUUUCGAUUUGUUCCUCGUUGAUUUUUUGGUUAGGCUUCAAGUCCUUCGCCAACUAAUUCUAGAUAGUUGAGAUUGGCACAAAGUGUUUUUUUAUAUUCUUUAUUUGAAUCAA